UAUAUUCACAAUUUGUAGGUAGUACAAGAACUGAAAAAUAAUUUUUGGUUGCCAGUAUACCUGUAGUCGUUGCACUGAUCAGUCGAUAGUUUUGUGAUAAAUUAUUUCUCAAGUGAAUUAAAUUAUUAACCAUGGGACGUGAUUCUAGAAAGGUUUCAAGAGAACUUCGGAGUUCUGAAAAAAUUAAUAAGUCGCGUUCAGUCAAAAGAAAGAAUGUUUUUAAUCCGAAAACAGCCGAACGUGAUGAAAGUAUUCAGAGUACAUCUUCUAAAAAAUUAAAACAAAACACUGAAGAUGAUGUACCUGAAGACAGCAGUACUGAAUUUCGAAUAAUAAAUUUUAUUCAGGUAUUCACUGCAAUUUCUGCUCUUAUAAAAUGUAAAAAAUGUGAUGGAAAUGUAGUGUUUCAAACAGCAAGUACACGUGGGCUGGGAUUCAAAAUUGUAGUUGCAUGUAAUAACUGUGGAAAUGAAUAUAUUCCUUCCUGUUCUUUCGUUGGGCAUUCUUAUGAAAUAAACAGACGUUUCAUUUUUGUAAUGAGAAUACUAGGAAUAGGAUACGAAGGAUUGUGCAAGUUUUGCGGCCUGAUGGACAUGCCGUCUUUUUUAGAUAAAUCUACGCAUACAAUUUUACUGAAACAGAUUUUGAAUUGUAGUAAAGCCGUCGCAGAAACCUUCAUGACGAAAGCUGUGAAUGAAGAAAAGCAAGCAAUGCCAACAACUGAAAAUGAAGAUAUAAAUCAUCUAACUGUAUCGGGAGAUGGAACCUGGCAAAAACGGGGAUAUACAUCGUCAUUUGGAGUUUCUUCUAUAAUUGGCUAUUUUACUGGAAAGAUUCUUGACAUAAACAUUAAAAGUGCAUAUUGUAAGCUAUGUGAGUAUUGGAAAAAAAAAACAAAUACUGUUGAGUUCGAGGAAUGGUAUCAAUCGCAUGAAGAUGUGUGUUCUGCUAAUCAUCAAGGGUCUUCUGGGAAAAUGGAGGUGGAUGCGAUGGUCGAAAUGUUUUCGUAUUCUGAAACUAAAUAUGGAGUUAAGUAUGCCAACUAUAUUGGUGAUGGUGACUCCAAGACCUAUUCAGGAAUUAUAAAAUCAGAUCCUUACGAAAAUACAACUGUAAAUAAAAAGGAAUGUAUAGGGCAUGUCCAAAAGCGGAUGGGGAGUCGAUUACGUACGCUGAAGAGUAAACAAAAAGGUCUUGGUGGUCGAGGUAAGCUCACAGGAAAAUUAAUAGACAAACUAACUGUGUACUAUGGUUUAGCAAUACGCCGGCAUUGUGAUUCUAUUGAAAAUAUGAAAUCUGCUAUAAUGGCAACCUUUUAUCACUACGGCUCGAGUGAUGAAAAACCGAAUCAUGAUAUGUGUCCAAAAGGCGAAGAAUCUUGGUGCUCUUACCAGCGCGCUGAAGCAAGAGGAGAGCUUGAUACCUUUUCUCACGAUUAUUCUCCUUUACCUUCUGAUGUUUUAAAAGCUAUCAAGCCUAUAUACGAAGAUCUUAGUAAUGAAAAUUUACUUUCAAGAUGUGUAGGUGGAUUCAAUCAGAAUAAUAAUGAAAGCUUUAACCAACUAGUAUGGAAAAUAUGCCCAAAAACGGUAAAUACUAGUUUUACCAUCGUACAAAUAGCUGCAUACGUUGCUAUGUGUAUAUUUAAUGAGGGUAUAAAUUCAUUAUUAGUCUUGAUGAAUACACUAGGACUUAAUUGUGGGCCUAAUUCUCAUCGGUAUGCAGAAAGAAUGGAUGCUGCACGUAUCAAAGUAGCAGAUAAGCGCGCUAAUGAUAACACCCGAGAAGGUCGAUUGCAACGUAGGCACCAGCAAAUCGAUAUUUUGGAAGCUGCUAUGUCGGCUGAAGAGCUAUUAUAUGGUCCAGGAAUAGAUGACUCAGUAUGAAUCUCCAAGGACUUAUGAUGAUCACCGCAAAGGACUUCGGGAGGAACGGGCUCUACAAAAACAGCGAUAACUUUUUGAAUUAUUAAUUUUUUUUUUUGAAAUUUUCGUGAAGUCAAAUCGAAACGUGUUCUAAUAAAGCUAUGUUUUUAUUUUUGUCAAAUAAAGUAAUUAACUACAAAAAAAAAAUUAUUGAAAAUCAUCAU
Molecule: messenger RNA, 2089 nt
Organism: Microplitis mediator
Lineage: Eukaryota; Metazoa; Arthropoda; Insecta; Hymenoptera; Braconidae
Exons: 2
Coding region: 132-1886 (584 amino acids)
Source: RefSeq, a predicted model, not a curated record